AUGGCGUCACCUCAGAUAGUGGAGAUAUUUCCAGGAGACUUUGAUGACAUCGAAGCAACAAGCGUCUCUAUCAAUGAUGUGAUGCAUCUGUCUUCAUAUAAUUGGAUCGAGGCACGAACGCCGACCAUUGCCGUCCCAGGCACUCCAGCUUGUUGGUCUCCCCCGAGAGGCCCCCAGCAAGUCAAAAUGGACUCAGGGGUCUAUCUUAUUGCCGAAAACGCCAUUCGUCAUCCAACAAGCCCCUUUGAGCCUCUGUUUCGGGCACUUUACCUCGAAAAUCCCUCCUUUGAUAUUCGUUCAGUCGAUGUUGUCACCGACCGGAACUGCAUCCGACAACUACUUUCGUUCAUAAAUCCUGGUCUGGAAAAAACUCAACGCUUCACGCUGCACGUAGAGUUAAUCAAAAAUACGGUGAUCAUCUGCCGUGUGGAGAAAAAGAAACGACAAUACAUCAAGCCUGGCCAGCCCAGUGGUUUCGGACACAACUUCGAGAAAAGGUACACGAUUCAUCAAAUCAAGGGUAGCACCAGUCACCACAGAAUCAUCUCUUAUACCUUUGGGGCUCUGAAACUUCUGAUUCGUCAUGAAACAGAUGGAUACGUUGCCGCUGGUAUAGCGGGACAUUCGACUACUGUCAAUCAAUCAACACACGAUCACCUUUCAAGCAAGAUGAAAUCUGUGUCUCUAUCCCAGCCUGGCAUUUAUCUUUAUACCACUCCUCCAGAGUGCAAAUUGACCAUCAGAAAAGCUGGCGAACCGGUGCCGUUAGCCUCAACCCUCGAGAUAAAAACACGAACCAUCAAAAGACCUCUUGCAAUGAAAGACUUCGCGGCACAAUUGUGGAUCUCACAAACCCCUAAGCUUGUGCGAGCCUACCAUACUGAGGGGAAGUUCCAGCCACCUGAGGUCGAGGAUGCGAUAGCUGUAGUAAAGAGCUGGGAAGACCUUCAUCAAGUCGAUUUGAGAAAGCUAGCUGCAUUAAUCCGUAAGAUCAUCGAAGUUACAAAGGAGUGUGGUGGGGCUGCCACAAUCAAACGAGAGCCCCAAAGCAAGAAAUUGACCAUUGAAAUGGCACACAGAGAUAGAAUGCUACCUAUGGAUCUAUAUGAUAAGUGGAAUGAAGAGAAGCCAGAACUCUAG
Messenger RNA from Penicillium concentricum, 1140 nucleotides. RefSeq lists its product as uncharacterized. Bases 1 to 1140 code for a protein of 379 amino acids. The transcript has a single exon. Lineage: Eukaryota; Fungi; Ascomycota; Eurotiomycetes; Eurotiales; Aspergillaceae. The record is from RefSeq and is a predicted model, not a curated record.